CAUGAAGAUCCUCUCCUUGGUCCUCAUCAGUUUGACUAUCCUAAGCUGUGUUUACACUGCUAUCAUUACUGGGGCUUGCAACAGGGAUCGGGAGUGCAGGCAAGGACACUGCUGUGCUGCUAGCCUGUGGCUUAGGGGCCUCCGAGUGUGCACACCGAUGGGUGAAGAAGGCGAUAAAUGCCAUCCUUUGAGUCGCAAAGUCCCAUACUUUGGGGAGCGCAGACAUCACCUCUGCCCUUGCUUGCCGAAUCUUGCAUGUAUCAACCUUUCAAAUGGACAAUACAAAUGUUCACCGGCGUUCAAUUACGAAGGCAUCAAAAUUGAAGACGUCCAUCCAGUCGUGCUGCUUAGCCUCCUCGUUGCUCUGAACGAGUCAUUGUUCAGAGAUGGCGACGACAGGGCUCACCUGACAGCUCAGCGAGUUGACUUCAGAGAACAGCUGAGCCGUGCAGACAAAGAAGAUUUUCAGGUCAAAUUCUCAGUCUUUGCUGAACUAGUUAAUCUUGCCAUGGAGGUGCUAGCCGGGAUGCUAUUGCUUUCGAUGCCCUAG
This is a messenger RNA of Callorhinchus milii (elephant shark), 550 nucleotides long. Its product is annotated as AVIToxin-VAR1-like. The transcript is spliced from 5 exons. The record is from RefSeq and is a predicted model, not a curated record. The coding region runs from base 2 to 550 and encodes 182 amino acids. NCBI's taxonomy places the organism in Eukaryota, Metazoa, Chordata, Chondrichthyes, Chimaeriformes, Callorhinchidae.